Pediculus humanus corporis (human body louse) is the source of this 1482-nucleotide messenger RNA. RefSeq names its product serine/threonine-protein phosphatase PP-V, putative. Gene Ontology annotation, cellular component: cytosol; nucleus. The record is from RefSeq and is a predicted model, not a curated record. NCBI's taxonomy places the organism in Eukaryota, Metazoa, Arthropoda, Insecta, Psocodea, Pediculidae. The transcript is spliced from 9 exons. The coding region runs from base 1 to 1482 and encodes 493 amino acids. Gene Ontology annotation, molecular function: protein serine/threonine phosphatase activity; protein binding.
AUGAGUACGGCAAUAGAAAAUUGCGCUGGCCCAAAUGCGGCCGAAAUUACUACCGCUGAGAACUUAAAGAAAGAGGCUAACGAAUUUUUCAAAAAACAAAUGUAUGAAAAAGCAAUAGAAAUGUAUACAAAAGCUAUUGAAAUGAACCCUACAGUAGCAGCAUAUUAUGGAAAUAGAAGUUUGGCUCAUUUAAGGACUGAGUGUUUUGGUUAUGCCUUGGAAGAUGCUUCAAAAGCAUUGGAAUUAGACAAAAAUUACAUUAAAGGGUACUAUAGAAGAGCUACAGCAUACAUGUCAUUGGGAAAAUUUAAACUAGCUUUAAAAGAUUAUGAAACUGUUAAGAAAGCCAAACCCAAUGAUAAAGAUGCUCAAAUGAAAUUUAUGGAAUGUAAUAAAAUUGUAAAAAAGAUAGCCUUUGAAAAAGCAAUCGCCGUUGAAGAUACUAAAAGUAUAGCCGAUAUAAUCGAUUUGGAAAGUAUAGUUAUUGAAGAUGAAUACACUGGGCCAAAACUUGAAGAUGGUAAAGUUACUUUGGAGUUUAUGACUUGUCUUAUGCAACAUUUUAAAGAGCAAAAAAAACUUCACAGAAAAUAUGCCUACAAGAUCUUAGUUGAUGUUAAACAAUUGUUUAUGGCUCAGCCAUCUUUAGUCGAUAUAACAGUCGAGCCAGAUGCUAAAUUCACAGUUUGUGGAGAUAUACAUGGACAGUUUUACGAUUUAAUGAACAUUUUCGAUUUAAAUGGGCUUCCAUCGGAAAAAAAUCCAUAUCUGUUUAAUGGAGAUUUUGUUGACAGAGGAUCGUUCUCUGUUGAAUGCAUAUUUACCUUAUUUGGCUUUAAACUACUUUAUCCGAAUCAUUUUUUCAUGUCAAGAGGAAAUCAUGAAAGUCAAACUAUGAAUCAAAUUUAUGGUUUUGAAGGAGAAGUAAAAUCAAAAUACACAGCUCAAAUGGCAGAGUUUUUUACUGAAGUGUAUAAUUGGCUUCCUCUAGCUCAUUGUAUAAAUAACAGAGUUUUAGUUAUGCAUGGAGGUUUAUUUUCAAAAGAAAACGUUUCUUUAGAUGAUAUUAGAAAAAUAUACAGAAAUCGACAACCUCCUGAUGAAGGUUUAAUGUGCGAUUUACUUUGGUCUGAUCCUCAACCAAUUAAUGGAAUAGCUCAAAGUAAAAGAGGUGUUGGUGUGCAAUUCGGACCUGAUGUUACUAAAAAAUUUUUAGAAUUCAAUAAAUUGGAUUACAUAAUUAGAAGUCACGAAGUUAAAAAUGACGGUUAUGAAGAGGCGCACGAUGGAAAAUGUAUCACCGUAUUUUCCGCUCCAAAUUACUGUGAUCAAAUGGGUAAUAAAGGUGCCUUUAUUACAUUGGAAGGAAAAAGUAUGAAACCGAAAUACACAGUGUAUGAUUCAGUGCCUCAUCCGGAUGUAAAGCCUAUGAUGUAUGCUAGUUCGUUAAUGAAUUUGCUACCUUAUAAGAAUUAUUUUUAA